AUGUAGUGUGCAGAGCUUUUUGAAUCAUUUGAUAUUAUAGGUCCAAAAUUAGAGCAAUUAAAUCAAAUUUUAUAAAAACUUCAUAUCAAUGAGACAAGCUAUUUUUAAGAAAUGGGUCUUGUUAAUUCUCAAACUCAUUAUAAACUUGGAUUUUAACAAGGCUCCAUUAGUGAUUCUAAUUAAUACGAUUGCUAUUGCGAAAAAGAAGAUUGUGGAAUAUGCAAAUAAAAUGUAGAGAGAAAUUAAUUUAUUUUUCCAGACGGAGUAACUUAUUCGGUAUAUAUUUGUAAUGGAGAAACCAAGAUUCCUGAUGAAAUCAACAAGCGAAUAAACAACAAUUGCAAAAUAGGUUUAAAAAUGAAGUAAAACUUUCAUUUGCGAAGAGAGGGUCUUUUUUUCUGCAAUAAUAAAAGAGACAAUACAAUUUUUGAGCGAAAGAAUUAUGAUACAAGUGGGCUAGUUAAUAAAUUUAACUCAACUAAAAAGCUUUUUUUUGUUGGAUAAAAGAUUGAGAAUUUUAUUUAUUAUGAAUAUGACAAUAUUCAGAUUAAGGAUACAUUUAACUAGUAGUAUUAUGCUAAUGGGUCCUACAAAAAGAUUAGAGUUUUCAUAUUCUUUGAAGUUGCAUAUGUGUUUUGCACAAUCUUUCCAGUGUUGAUGUUGUUUGAAGCUAUUCUUUAUAAGUUUCAUCAGUAUGUUUCUGAUAAAAGAUGUUAUUUUAUAAAUUAAGACCUACUUCAUUAAAAAGACUACAUUUUUGUUAGGAACAAUAUAUUUUAAAACCCCUAGUUAAUUAAAGCUUUUUGCAGUUUAAAAACAAUAAGACCAGAUUAAGACUAAUUCAUACAAUGCUGCCCAGAUAGUGAGUUCUAAAUUGGAAAAAUUCACUUAAGCAAUAUAACAAAUCCCCUUUCUAAAUGGAUUUAUGUCAAUAUGUUCAAAUACCUAUCAUUUGAUUUGCUCAUUAAUAUUUUAAUAAUAGCAUUAACUGAACAAAAGCUAUUUAUUUGCAGUUAGAAUAUUACUCUACUCACAUCUUUUAUGAUUGGGUUAGAAUAUUUAUUAAAGCCUUUAGAAUAUUAAAGUUAGUUCAUUUAUUGCAUACCUCAGUAAUUUGUUACACAAAAUUUAAAAGAUAUUCCUAUUCCUAUGGUAUUUGGUAUUCAUUCUGGAAUUGAUAGAUUCUUAAACUAAAUUAAAAUUAAUCAACAAUAAAUAUAAGAUUUCUAUGUGGUAGAUCUUGACUUUAAAGUAAUAAUUUCUAGUGACUCAAACAAAAAAAGAAUAUCAGAAUAAAGAGAUUUUAUCACUUAAGAGAAUAGAGCCUAACUUAAUAAAUUAUUUUUAACCUUAUAACCUCAUAUGAAGGAAUAAAGUUUCUUAAAUAAAUUAUCUGGAAUUAUAAAUAAAGAUAAAAAAUAUUAAAAAUAAUGUGAAGAGUAGCUGAGCUAGUAUACUCUCAAGUUUGAAUUUACUCCAAAAGAGUAUGAAACAUCUAUUUAAAUUUUAUAAAUAUUUUAGUAAAUACUUUAAAAUAAUAUAAUUGAACCAAGUAUUAUAAGAAAGUAAAGCGCUUAGUUUAAUAAUAACUCAAAGUAAUUCUUUACUUAAGUCAAAAAUAGGUCAAUCUCAUAUAAUCCUGAUGCUGCGUUUAAUAUUAAUAAUAAUUUCUUUAAAACAUUUAAAGAAACUUAAAUUUAUAAAAGUAUUUAAAAUGAUAGUUCUUUUAUUUAGCAAUAAAACUAUAUCAGAGAUUCAUGGUAAAAUAAUAAUAAUAAUUAAUGA
Messenger RNA from Tetrahymena thermophila SB210, 1785 nucleotides. RefSeq names its product DENN (AEX-3) domain protein. Gene Ontology annotation, cellular component: cytoplasmic vesicle. NCBI's taxonomy places the organism in Eukaryota, Ciliophora, Oligohymenophorea, Hymenostomatida, Tetrahymenidae. The record is from RefSeq and is a predicted model, not a curated record. The transcript has a single exon. Gene Ontology annotation, biological process: regulation of Rab protein signal transduction.